UCCUUGAGAGGUAUUUAAUGCUAAAGUAGGCAGACUCUCGACUAUUCCUCUGAAGCCCACGCCUACAGCCAGGCAGUGGCGCUGAGAAAGCAGUACCUGGGCAGCCGCCCCAAGGCAUACCAGUGCUUUUGCCCCAGCUAGGCUCUGCUACCCUAACAGACCGCCAAGAUGUGUGACAUGGGGGGACUCGAUAACCUGAUCGCCAACACAGCGUACUUAAAUGCCAGAAAAAGUGGCGAUGUCGAUGCUAAGGAGCUGCAAAAAAGGUGGAGGGUCCUUGCACUGCCCAAGAUGGAGGAAUGUGCUGCAAUUAAGCAAUCCAUUACUAUGGACUAUAACAAUAUUUGCGAGCAACAGCCUAUCGGGAAGAAAUUUUUCGGGGAAUUUUUGGAGACUGUGCCUGAAUACCUGUUGGCCAAGGAGUUCAUGGAUGAAGUGUAUGCUUGGGAGUUAGCAGAAGAUAAUAUCAAAAGCAGCCUCUUAGAGGGCAUAGUCAACAUGUAUCUGAAGAAUAUCAGCAAUAGCUUCUUGAAAUAUCUCAGUGCAGAUCUGUCCAACAAGUGCCAGUCGGCGUCUAAAGAUGAUUUUGAGAAAAAUGUGCAGUCAGCCAGGGAAGAGACAACUGAAUACCUUAAAGGAAAACCAUUUCAAGACUUCCAAAGUAGUCCAUUUUUUGACAAGUUUGUGCAGUGGAAAGGCUUUGAGAAACAACCUGUUAACGAUAAGCUCUUUGAUGAAUUCCGAGUGUUGGGAAAAGGAGGCUUUGGAGAGGUAUGUGCCAUCCAGGCAAGAAAUACUGGGAAGAUGUAUGCCUGUAAGAAGCUUGACAAGAAAAGAUUGAAGAAAAAAGGCGGUGAAAAUAUGGCUUUGCUAGAGAAGGAAAUCCUGGAGAAAGUCAACAGUCGUUUCAUUGUCACUCUGUCCUAUGCUUAUCAAAGCAAAACUGCUCUAUGUCUUGUCAUGAGCCUCAUGAAUGGAGGAGAUCUUAAAUAUCACAUUUACAACGUGGGUGAAAAAGGUUUGGAAAUGGAUAGGGUCAUCUUCUACUCAGCUCAGAUCACGUGUGGGAUCCUGCACCUUCACUCCAUCAAAAUUGUCUACAGGGACAUGAAGCCAGAAAAUGUCCUCCUGGAUGAUAAUGGCCAUUGCCGGUUGUCUGAUCUUGGCUUGGCCGUGGAAGUCAAGGAGGGCAAAGAAAUCAGGCAGAGGGCUGGAACAAAUGGAUACAUGGCUCCUGAAAUCCUAAACGAAGAAGCUUACACCUACUCUGUUGAUUGGUUUGCUAUGGGAUGCAGUAUUUAUGAGAUGAUUGCUGGCCGAACUCCGUUCAAGGAUUUCAAAGAGAAGGUCAAUAAGGAUGAAGUAAAAAAAAGAACAUUAGAAGAUGACCCUAAGUUUGAGCACAAAGAUUUUGAUGAACCAACAAAAAGUAUCUGUAAUUUGUUCUUGGCGAAGAAACCAGAAAAUCGUUUGGGAAGCAGGAGCAACGAUGAUGAUCCCAGGAAACAUCCUUUCUUCAAGUCAAUAAAUUUCCACCGGCUUGAGGCAGGCCUUAUAGAUCCGCCCUUUGUGCCAGAUCCAUCCGUUGUCUAUGCCAAAGAUGUUGCAGACAUUGCUGAUUUCUCUGAAGUGCGAGGAAUUGAAUUUGACGAGAAAGACAAGAAGUUCUUCAAGAAAUUUGCCACAGGUGCUGUCCCCAUACCUUGGCAGGAAGAAGUGAUUGAAACAGGAUUGUUUGAAGAACUCAAUAAUCCCAACAGAGUAGUUGGAGUUGAGAGUAAAUCUGGAGUUUGUGUGCUGUUAUAAAUAUUACUUGUUCAGGAAAUGUAAAAGGUGGAAAUGCAUCGCUGAGCCUUUCACAAUUUCAAAGACCCAAAGAUGUGUUAGCAAACCCAUAAAGGCCAGCUGAAUAAAGUUUUCUUUUGUAUUGGUUUUUUGCUGGAAACUUUGCAAAAAUCUGUGUUUGCUUACAGUGGCAAGAAGAUUUAACAGCCCAACAUAGUGGUUUCUGGCUACAACGUGAAAGGUGGGAAUCACCCAUUUCAAUACAAUAUUUCCUUGGAUUUUGCCACUGCUUUGUGGGUGUUUACAAUUUCUUUGUACAAAGGACUCACAAGGGACACAAUCAAUAUUAUUUUUAUUUAGGAAAUUGAGAAUAUUGAUAUAGGAUAAUCUUUGUUGAUUAUGCUACUCCAUAUAUUAAACAGAAAUAUAAAUGUCUCAGGAUUCUUUGAUUUUAUCCUCCUAUCAGUGGGGACAUGAGAAAAGCCUCCCACAAGGAUGGUAAAACAUCAAAACAUCUGGGUGUCCCCUGGGCAAAGUCCUUGCAGACAGCCAAUUCUCUCACACCAGAAGUUACUUGCAGUUUCUCAAGUUGCUCCUGACACAUUUUUUUU
Messenger RNA from Anolis sagrei ordinatus, 2396 nucleotides. It is a transcript of the gene GRK7, whose product is annotated as G protein-coupled receptor kinase 7. Gene Ontology annotation, molecular function: ATP binding; rhodopsin kinase activity. The record is from RefSeq and is a predicted model, not a curated record. Gene Ontology annotation, biological process: protein phosphorylation; regulation of signal transduction; signal transduction. NCBI's taxonomy places the organism in Eukaryota, Metazoa, Chordata, Lepidosauria, Squamata, Anolidae. Gene Ontology annotation, cellular component: cytoplasm.